AUGACGUCGGCUUCAUCGCUGGCGGACGAUGCCGAACUAUUGAACCUAAAUGAAAGCGGAGCCACAAGUGAUGAAUGGGUCAAAGAUCUCAGUGAAUCCUCGGAUUCCGCUUCUACAAAUGUUGGAAACAACAAUUUUGAGAAGGUGGAGUCGCUGUCUCAACGAUGGGAAGUGAGUAUGCUUUCUUGGUUUUUGUCUUUGGGUUUUAGGUAUAAGUCGUCAUGGUGAAUGUAAUUAGUGUCACUGUUGCGCUUCGGGUAGUCAAUUUUUUUUGUUUUUAGGGCCUUCUCGGAGUCCGCAAUAGGCCUGACCCUUUGUUGGAUUGGGAUCAGCUUUACAAUCUGAAGAAUCAAGCUAUUCUUCGAAAGGAUACCAGAAAAAUGUUCGAAGGCCUACAUAAUUGCAAAAUACCUGCCCAUGAAGUCGAAAGUCUAAUCACACUCUACUGUAAGAAGCGCCAUGUGGAGUAUACCACUGGAAAUGGUUGGUUGGAUAUCAUAAAGAUCUUAUUGCACGUCGACUUUGAUCCUUCCACAUUGUAUAAUGUCUUCUAUUCAAUCACAACCAAAUACAUUCCAAGGUAAGCUUUUAUAUACCAUUCCAUCUUGUUUUGGAAGAAGAGCUAAUUACACUUCGACUUUUAGGUAUUCGGACACAAAUGGAAAGGUUUAUGAUCUAUUCCGCCUGAUAUUACAGUAUCAUGAUCCUCAGCUAUGUUCAUUCUUAGACUCUCGCAAAAUUCAGCCCCAUCAUUAUGCCAAGGACUGGUUCACAAGCCUGAUGUCGACCAGUUUGACUCCAGAUGUCUGCCGAUGCGUGUGGGAUCUUUAUUUCCAGCAGGUAAGAGCUGAUCAGUAUAAUAAAUAGAAUCGCUAUUUUUUAUAAAUUUUUUUUAUCGAAUUUUUUCACCAUACCUUAUAAACUAUUUUUGUUUUAGGGAGAUCCUUUCCUCCUGUUCUUCAUAGCUCUCUCUUUUCUCCAAUGUGCCAAGGAUAAAAUCAUGAAGUUGAAAGAUCGAGAAGAAGUCAUCGAUAUGAUUGCGGUCUCCCCUCGAGAUAUGUCGGUUGACGAUAUUCCUGACCUAUUCGAUGUGUGCGUGGUAACAAUGAACUACACUCCCAUUUCAUUGAGGCGUGAUUUCCAUUGCCUUUUAUUCGGUGCCAAUCUUGUCGAUGAUUUUACCGACUUCCCAUUGAAUCGGAUCAUUUGUCUGCCAGUAUCAGCGGGAGAAGUUUACAAGAGAGUGAUUGAUUUGAAUGUAAAUGCGCCUGUGGUGAGUAUCUUGUUUUGUUUUUAAGCGUAUUAGAUCGUUCUUCUUGUCAAGGGUAAUAUUAAUUUUUUAUUUUUUCAGCAGCUCUUCAAUUACUUUGUCAUCGAUACCCGACCACAUAAUAUCUUUGUCAACGGUGCUAUUCUUGGUGCGUAUAAUCUAAAUGGUCAGCUAAUCAUUGAUGAACCCGAGAACUUCCGAAUUGCGAUGACGUCACUUUUGCAAUUUAAACAGAACACUCAUCCAAAAGAUCAUAUUUGCUUUAUUGGGUCAGGAGACGCGGAAGAAGACGCUACGAUGUUGAUGGUCAUCUCGAGAUUCCUCCAACAGAACAUUGCCAACAUCAGUUAUGUGGAUGGUGGAUUCAAAGCGGUCCAUUUAAUGCUCAAGGAAAUGAAUGCUCUAAACAAAUUGAACAAUCAUUUGAUUCCAGAGAAGUGUUUGGAGUGUUGUAGCAAAGGAGGAGAGCCGCAAUUGGUGAGAAAAAUAGAUUAUGGGCAUUAUUAGUAUUAUAAUAGACUACAUAUAAUAUAACCUUUGUUUCAGAGUAUGAUGGAGAAGAUGAAGCGAGCCGUUCAAGCCAAGAAGGAAGCUAUUACCACUGCCGUUUCAGGAAUGGUCGAAUCGACGAGUCAAGGGAACUUCAAACAUGCCAAACCGUCAGAUCGAAGCAGUGGAAAACGAUAUAAGAAUAUGCAAGGCGUGUUUACCAUCAAUAAUUCGGAGUCAGAAUCCGAUGGAGAUGAAGAUAUGGGAACGGGAAUUGUACAAUCAAGCAAGGAAAAGGUAAGAGAGCGAUCAGAAACAGAUAGAUAGAUAUCUUUUUGAUAUUGUACUAGAUGACUUGUGUCUUUUUUCAUUAUAUUUGUUUUCUAGAAAAAGUGGAGCGAUGUUAUCAAACAACCAGACGUCUUUAAGUAUUUCGAAGGUCACGAAGUGUUCCAGGACAAGUCUCACACGAAAUGCUACGUAGUUGUUACAUAUUCUCAUCUCAUGGUAUAUCACAACGAGGGAGACGGAUUGGUCAAGUUAACUGCGCAACACUCACUCCCGUCAAUUGUAAGAGUAACAUCAAAGAAGAAGGUUCCAGAAUUCCUAACUUUCAAGGUAAAUUUUAUCUUUUUUUGGAGAUUGUAUUGUUUUAGACAACAAUUGAUACAUGACUUUUAGUUUGGCUACGAGAAUGCUUUCGGAGAGACCCAGAUCACUCGAGUCCACUGUUUCCUCCUGGCUAAGUCCGGCGACUGUGCCCAAGCCAUAAAACAAGUGAUGAAUCGAGUCAACGACCCCAAUCUUGCCUCUCCAUCCAGUUCAUAG
Messenger RNA from Bursaphelenchus xylophilus (pine wood nematode), 2587 nucleotides. NCBI's taxonomy places the organism in Eukaryota, Metazoa, Nematoda, Chromadorea, Rhabditida, Aphelenchoididae. The record is from the annotation of a GenBank genome assembly.